GCCGCAAUGCGACACUGCGGCAGUGUCUUCUCGACAAGAUUGGUGAUACCCCCGAGACCACCCGUAUCCUCAAAGAUAUCCGGUUUCUAGGACGGCUACAUGCAGCAUACGAAACGUUCACCGAGUGCGCCAAAACUUUCACAAACUUCAAAGGGCUGAAGUUCGAGUAUAUUGCCGGCCGGGCACCGCAACCUCCUACGAACCCAAGCAACAACAGUGUGGACAGUCUGCUGCAGAGAAAGGGAUUCGAUCCUUCGACGGUUUUCCGCGGCAUCGACCGCAAGGAGUUUAUGCGGGAAUGCCGCAAGCCCCUGCAUGUCCAUUGUGAAGUGAAUCUGCUGCUGGAGUUGUUGAAGUCCCAAAACAACUCCACGGAAUCCUUGAAGUAUAUUGGCAUCAGCAGGAGAUGUUGCUUUCUCUGCUUCCACUUCUUGAAGCUCAUGCGUUUCGAGAAUAAGGGGACUCAUGGAAAGGUUUAUCCGUAGUGGGACAUAGUAGUACCAUCUCCCGCCGUGCUUAGUACUGAGAGUAUAGCUUUUGCCUCGAGGAAGAUGGAGGAGCUUGUCGCCAGCAGGCUUUCACAGCCAAAGUCCACCGUGCACAUGGUAGCGGAAUCCUCCACAGCCGUUACCACUGCGCGAGAAGAUGUUGCGGUCAACGCACUGAAGAAGAAGGCGUUGGAAAGAGCGCGUCAGCAACAGAAUCGCACGAACAUCCCCUCCC
Messenger RNA from Tricharina praecox, 723 nucleotides. RefSeq lists its product as uncharacterized. The transcript has a single exon. Lineage: Eukaryota; Fungi; Ascomycota; Pezizomycetes; Pezizales; Pyronemataceae. The coding region runs from base 291 to 485 and encodes 64 amino acids. The record is from RefSeq and is a predicted model, not a curated record.